AUGGAGGAGCGGGGAUCCCCCGAUGGGGACCUCGCGCGGAGCCUGCAGCAGGGCCUCGAGGGGCUGGAAACGCCCAUCCAGGUGGUGCUCAGGUGGGAGUAGGUUGCCUAGGCUGUGCCUGAGAGAGGAAGGGCCGGAUGGAGACACUGCUCGGGCCCCAGGACUCUCCCCCCGGGCGGGGGCCCGGACGUGGCGUUCCGCUUUGGUGCCGUGUUGGACGGGGCGCGCACCCAGGAGGACGUGUUCCGGGCGAGCGGUGUGCGGCGACUCGGGGAGCUGGCGCUGCGCGGCUUCUCCUGCACCGUCUUCACCUUCGGCCAGACCGGCUCCGGGAAGACCUACACCCUCACGGGGCCUCCUCCCCAGGGAGAGGGGGUGCCUGUACCCCCCAGCCUGGCUGGCAUCAUGCAGAGGACCUUUGCCUGGCUGUUGGACCGUGUGCAGCACCUGGGCGCCCCGGUCACCCUCCACGCCUCCUACCUGGAGAUCUACAAUGAGCAGGUUCUAGACUUGCUGAGCCUGGGGUCUCCCCGGCCCCUCCCUGUUCGUUGGAACAAGACUCGGGGCUUCUAUGUGGAGCAGCUGCGGGUGGUGGAGUUUGGGAGUCUAGGGGCCCUGAUGGAACUUCUGCAGAUGGGUCUUAGCCGCCGAAGGAGCUCAGCUCACACCCUGAACCAGGCCUCCAGCCGAAGCCAUGCCCUGCUCACACUCCAUAUCCGCCGCCAAACCUCCCAGCAGAUGCCUCCUGUGGAUCCCGGGGAACACCCUGCCGGAGGGAAGCUGUGCUUUGUAGACCUGGCUGGCAGCGAGAAGGUGGCGGCCACCGGAUCCCGUGGGGAGCUGAUGCUCGAGGCCAACAGCAUCAACCGCAGCCUGCUGGCGCUGGGCCACUGCAUCUCCCUGCUGCUGGACCCGCGGCGGAAGCAAAGCCACAUCCCCUUUCGAGACAGCAAGCUCACGAAGCUGCUGGCGGACUCACUGGGGGGGCGCGGGGUCACCCUCAUGGUGGCCUGCGUGUCGCCCUCAGCCCAGUGCCUCCCUGAGACCCUCAGCACCCUGCGAUACGCCAGCCGAGCUCAGCGGGUCACCACUCGGCCGCAGGCCCCCAAGUCCCCUAUGGCAAAGCAGCCCCAGCGCCUGGAAACGGAGAUAUUGCAGCUCCAGGCGGAGAACCGCCUUCUACGGUCCCAACUGAGCCAGAUGGACCUUAAGGCCCCUGGAUUCAGUGGGACCCGCGUGGCCUGGGCCCAGCAGAACCUCUAUGGGAUGCUCCAGGAGUUCAUGCUGGAGAAUGAGAGGCUCAGGAAGGAAAAGAGCCAGCUGCAGAGUAGCCGGGACCUGGCCCGGGAUGAGCAGCGCGUCCUGGCCCAGCAGGUCCACGAGCUGGAGCGGCGCCUCCUCUCUACCUGCUACCUCCACCAGCCCCCCUUUGGCCCAGCCCCACCAUGUCCCUGUGCGAUGGUGCCAGCUCCCUCCUGCCAUGCCCUGCCACCCCUCUGCUCCUGCCCCUGCUGCCACCUCUGCCCCCUGUGCCGAGCCCCACUGGCCCACUGGGCCUGCCCACGGAGGGAGCUCCACCUGCCCCAGGUGUUUGGCCCUAAGGCCCCCGACGGCAUUCCCCCGUCUGCCCGGCCCCCACCCUGGGUGCCCCCAUGCAGCCCUGGCUCUGCCAAGUGCUCCAGAGAGAGGAGUCACAGCGACUGGACUCAGACCCGAGUCCUGGCGGAGAUACUCACCGAGGAGGAGGUGGUACCUUCUGCACCUCCCCUGCCCGCGGGGCCCCCGAACACGUCGCCAGUGCUGAGAGGUGGGGCCACGGUUCCAAACCUGGCCCGGAGACUGGAGGCCCUCAGAGACCAGAUCGGCAGCUCCCUGCGGCGGGGCCGGAGCCAGCCACCCACGCAUGAGAGCAAACGGACCCCUAGCCGAGCCCUCCCUCCCUGCUGA
Molecule: messenger RNA, 1947 nt
Organism: Myotis lucifugus (little brown bat)
Lineage: Eukaryota; Metazoa; Chordata; Mammalia; Chiroptera; Vespertilionidae
Gene: KIF12
Product: kinesin family member 12
Biological process (GO): microtubule-based movement
Molecular function (GO): microtubule motor activity; ATP binding; microtubule binding
Source: RefSeq, a predicted model, not a curated record